GUUGGAUUUACGUGUACAUGCAGGCAUACAUAGAGGUAAGGCCCGUAGAUGGUGUAGAUAAAGGUGGAUAUCUAUUCGCAAUCACCUGUUACUUUCAAGUCUCCUUACCAUAUCUCGUUUUUCAAUUUGGUUCUAAGCAUGAUACUUUUCUCUGUGUACACAACUAAAAUAUUCUCAAGUUCUCAUCCAUAUUGUCCCGAAGUGGAAUGAUACAAUGGCAACAGUCCUCAUCUGAUGUAGCAUAAAAUGAGUUUUGCAGGCAGGGCAUAUGUUAUUUCCGUGCUGGCCAAGCUCGCGAAUUGGAAGUAAACACCCCACCCCACACUCAUUCGCUCAAACCCUCGGAAGCCUCCCUCCCUCCCACACCUGCCAGAUGCAUAACUCACCGACGCCAAGACCCAAAUCCCCACACCUUCUCCACGAGAUCAUCAAUACCUAGCCCUCAUCCUCACUCUCAAAGUCUCUUCUUCACCCCUCAUUCUCGGCCAAAUUCCCCAUGUCCCCCAAGCACGUAUUUCCCGUCCACCUCAUCCCGUACCCGCCAAAGCAGGAACAUCCCCCUGCUACCCCGCCUUCCCCAGUAGAUUUUCGGCAGUGGGCGAAUUAGAAGGGUGGGCGAGAGGGGCUAGGGCGAGGAUUCGGCCCGGACGGAGAUGGGAUGAACUUCACCUUCCCGUGCAGCUUGUUCCUGGCUUUGCUUGUGGAUACGCAGACUCGACACCAGCAGGUAAAUUCAUUUGACUAAAGGUUGAGGGUGAGGGUCCAGGGAAAUACUGCUUAGGUCCUUACUAUUGUGUAUAGAUUUUGUAAUUUUUGUGCAUUAGGGGAGUUGGUAUGAUGCAGAACACCUACCUUGGGUAGACUGAUAGAUGCUUUUAGGUAUAUUUAAUUAGCCUCACUCCAUUUACCAAGGUACUGUAUGUAGAUCUCCCAAGGUUGGUAGGGGGCUGGGAUGGGAUGUGAUAUAUAAACAUCCCACCUACCUUCCAUCAUCGCCAUCCUCUUCACUCUCCCACUCUCUCUUCCUUCUUCACACAACCCCAAGUCACCCUUCUCACCCCCAUCCUCUUCUCUCUCUUCCCUCUGUACCACCCUCCUCCCAUCACGAUGCAUUUCUCCCGCCUCUCUCUCCUGGCUUUACUCUCUAUUUCGUCGGCGUCCCCAACGCAUCUCUCACCUAGAGACCUGAACUCAUUUAUUGAGAGCGAGAGAGCGAUUUCGCUCCAGGGUGUGAAAGAUAAUAUUGGGCCGGAUGGAGCGAAGGUCCCUGGUGCGGGGGCGGGGUUCGUGGUUGCGAGUCCGAGUCGGGUGGAUCCACCUUACUUCUACACAUGGACCCGCGAUUCUGCACUCACCAUGAAAAUGAUCGUCGACGAAUUCAUAUUCGGCAAGACAGAACUCCAAACUUACAUUGAAGACUACAUCCACGCUCAAGCCGUGCUCCAAACAGUCGCAAACCCAUCGGGUACUUUCCUUCCAGCUGGUCUUGGUCUCGGCGAGCCAAAGUACCAAGUCGAUGGAACGAGAUUCAACGGUGCAUGGGGACGACCUCAACGUGAUGGACCUGCACUUCGCGCAAUUACCCUCAUCACCUACAGCAACUACCUGAUCAAAAAUGGACAAUCCAAGAAAGCCCGUGAGAUCAUUUGGCCCAUCAUCUCAAACGAUCUCUCAUACGUCGGUCAAUACUGGAACAGCACCGGGUUCGAUCUCUGGGAAGAAGUCCAAGGCUCUAGCUUCUUUACUGUUCAGAACCAACAUCGUGCUCUGGCUGAAGGAGCACAGCUCGCUAAAUCUCUUCGAGUCACUUGUACGGGAUGUGAUCAAGCUCCUGAGGUGCUCUGUUUCUUGCAAAGUUUCUGGAACGGGAAGUACAUUGUGUCGAAUAUUAAUGUCAAUAAUGGACGUACGGGAUUGGAUGGGAAUUCGAUUCUAGGUCCGAUUGCGGUGUUUGAUAUUGAUGCUUAUUGCGACUCCCCAACCUUCCAACCCUGCAACAGCAAAUCCCUAUCCAACUUCAAAGCCCUCAUCGACUCCUUCCGCACAGCCUACACCAUCAACGCCGGCAUCGCCGCCAACAAAGGCGUAGCAGUAGGCCGCUACACCGAAGACAUCUACCAAGGCGGCAACCCCUGGUACCUAAUCACCACCGCAGCCGCCGAAUUUCUCUACGACGCCGUCGCCCAAUGGAAAGCCCGACACGUCCUAACCGUCGACUCCACCUCCCUCGCCUUCUUUAAAGACCUCUACCCCACCAUCACAACCCGAGAAUACAAAUCCGGAAACGCCAACUCCCCCUUCGCGCAAAUCAUGAACGCCGUAACCGCCUACGCCGACUCCUUCGUCGAGAUCGCCCAGAAAUACACACCUGCAGACGGCUCCCUCGCCGAGCAAUUCAACCGUGAUACAGGCGCACCCUUGUCGGCCGAAGAUCUCACCUGGUCCUACGCAGCAUUCAUCAGCAUGGCUGAGCGACGCGCCGGCCAAUUCCCACCAUCCUGGAACACGCGACGCAUCGCCCCCUCUCCAUCAACCUGCUCCUCGUCCUCCACGACCGGCGUCUACAUCCCCGCGACCGCAGCCGGUGCGCCGAACGUCACAACAAGCUGCCAGAUCAGCAUCGUCUUCAACGUCAACGCUAGCACCUAUUUCGGGGAGAACAUCUAUGUUUCUGGCUCGAGUCCUGAUUUGGGGGAGUGGCAGUUUGGGAAUGCGAUUCCGUUGGGGGCCGGCGCGUAUACGUCUGAGAGGCCGCUGUGGAGCGUGAGUACGUACUUGGAGGCCGGGAAGACGGUGCAGUAUAGGUAUGUGAGGGAGCAGAAUUGUGGGCAGGCGCCUUUGGUGGAGAGUGUGAAUAGGACGUUGGUUGUGCCGGCUUGUGGGAGUGAGAAGGUUACGAGGGAGGAUGCUUGGACGGGGCCGGUGGGGACGAGUGGGAAUUGUUAGGGAGGCGGAGGGAGAGUUGUGUAGGUCGAGGUGUGGUGAGGACGAUGCGUUUUAGAUCUGCAUUUGCAUUUGCAUUUCCUGGCUUUGGACCACAAUGACGACGAAAACGAAGAUGAAGACAAAGAUGAAGAUAAUAUCUAGAUCAUGAGUAAUUCACGAACCUUCAAAACAAGUAGAAGAUAAAAACAACACAUCCAAUACACAGCAAAUCAAUAGACAGACUCACAAAACCAUCAAGUGAACAAUGUGCACUGUACAAACUUUUUGAGUAGAUCGAUCGACCAAUCGCUAGCUUGUUGACACGCUCAAAC
Messenger RNA from Cadophora gregata, 3257 nucleotides. RefSeq lists its product as uncharacterized. Lineage: Eukaryota; Fungi; Ascomycota; Leotiomycetes; Helotiales; Ploettnerulaceae. The transcript has 4 exons. Gene Ontology annotation, biological process: polysaccharide catabolic process. Gene Ontology annotation, cellular component: fungal-type vacuole. Gene Ontology annotation, molecular function: glucan 1,4-alpha-glucosidase activity; starch binding. Bases 1108 to 2946 code for a protein of 612 amino acids. The record is from RefSeq and is a predicted model, not a curated record.